GUUGAUUUGACGCAGGAGUACAAAGACAACAACGUAGAUGAAAUAGAUAAAAUAAAUAAACAUAAAACCCCCAAAUUCGAAAUCCAGGAUCCACCGCCACAGUGCCCUAACCUUUCUCUCUCUCUCUCUCGCUUCGUCGGCGAAGCAGUAGUAGCGUUUCUCGUUCUCAAUCUUUAGUUUUGUUGCGAUGAAGAAAGGAGCGAAGAGAAGAGGUGCUGCUUCCAAAGCAGGUCGCAAAGGUGCUGCUGUUGCGGAGAGUCAGAACGACGAUGAGGUGAUUGUGGAUUCUCUCGAGGCGUCGACGCAGGAGGAGAGUCAACAACCUAAGGAAGAUGUCACCGAGGAGAACGGGGAAGAGGCGAAGGACAACGGGGAAGAGGUGAAGGAGAAUCAGGAAGAGGAAGAGAAACCUGAUUCCUCGAAGCAGGAGAAUCAGGUCGAUGUCGCUUCAGCUUCUCAGCAGGAGGACGUCAAGGAUGAGGAGGAUGGAGAUAAGAAGAAGCCUGCUGGUCGCGGUGGUGGUAAGCGAAAGAGAGCCGCCGCGAAGAAGGAAGCUGAAGUGAAAGAUGAGAAGAAACCUGCUCCGAGAGCUAAGAAAGCUCGAGUGGUUAAACCUCAGGAAGAGCCUGAGUACUUUGAGGAAGAACGUAAUCUGGAGGGUUUGUGGAAGGCUGCAUUUCCAGUGGGGACUGAGUGGGACAAAUUGGAUGCGGUUUAUGAGUUCAAUUGGGAUUUCAAAAAUCUUGAAGAAGCAUUGGAGGAAGGUGGUUUGCUCCACGGGAAGAAAGUCUUUGUUUUUGGCUGUACAGAACCUCAGUUAGUUCCCUACAAAGGCGCAAACAAGAUUGUCCUUGUCCCGGCUGUUGUUGCUGUUGAAUCACCCUUUCCACCUUCUGAUAAGAUAGGAGUCACGUCGGUUCAGAGAGAAGUGGAGGAAAUCCUUCCAAUGAAGACGAUGAAAAUGGACUGGCUUCCUUACAUUCCGUUUGACAAAAGAGGUAGACAAGUUGAUAGGAUGAACUUUCAGAUUUUUGUCAUGACCUGUACGCAGAGGAGAGCUGCUCUCAGACAUAUGAAGGAAGAUCGUGUUAAGAAGUACGAGUACUGCCUUCCAUAUUUCUAUCAGCCAUUUAAGGAAGAUGAACUCGAACAGAGUACUGAGGUCCAAAUAAUGUUUCCCUCCGAACCGCCGGUUGUAUGUGAGUUUGACUGGGAGUUUGACGAACUUGAGGAAUUUGUGGAUAAACUGAUUGAAGAGGAAGCCUUAUCUGCAGAACAAAAAGAUGAGUUCAAAGAGUAUGUCAAAGAGCAAGUUCGAGCUGCAAAGAAAGCUAAUCGAGAGGCCAGAGAGGCUCGAAAGAAAGCAAUUGAAGAAAUGAGCGAAGAUACUAAGCAAGCCUUUCAAAGCAUGAAGUUCUACAAAUUCUACCCUCAGCCUUCACCAGAAACACCAGAUGUCAGUGGCGUCAAGUCGCCGUUCAUCAACAGAUACUAUGGAAAGGCUCAUCAAGUCCUUUGAUAUCAAAUCUUGAGAAUUCGGAAUAUCUUUUCUUGGCAGCUUCAAUAGAAAUCAGACUUACAUUUGAAUCACAGGUGCUCUCAGAAACUUUUUGAGUUUUAUUUAUAGUUAAAAAGCGAAGUUUGGACGACAAAAUGUACUUUUUACAUUUAUGAGUUUGUAUUCUCCUCCUAGAAAUACUUGAGAUCUUAGAAGUGUCACGGGAAACAACCUUUUUUCGGUGGAAAUUUGGAGACAGCAAU
Molecule: messenger RNA, 1761 nt
Organism: Eruca vesicaria subsp. sativa (arugula)
Lineage: Eukaryota; Viridiplantae; Streptophyta; Magnoliopsida; Brassicales; Brassicaceae
Source: the annotation of a GenBank genome assembly